Rhopalosiphum maidis (corn leaf aphid) is the source of this 396-nucleotide messenger RNA. RefSeq lists its product as uncharacterized. The coding region runs from base 1 to 396 and encodes 131 amino acids. The record is from RefSeq and is a predicted model, not a curated record. The transcript has a single exon. Lineage: Eukaryota; Metazoa; Arthropoda; Insecta; Hemiptera; Aphididae.
AUGAGGCCAUUCCCUCGCAGACAGUUAACAAAUGAAAAACGUAUUUAUAACUAUCGUUUAUCCCGUGCAAGAAGAAUAGUAGAGUGUGCAUUUGGAAUUAUGGUAAAACGAUUAAAUGUAUUGGAAAAUAAGAUGUUAGUUGGCCCCGAGAAAGCUACUAAAAUAACUCGGGCCAUAUGUGUACUUCAUAAUUUAAUUAUGACAAGGGAAGUAAACCUUAUAGAAAUUCAUAAUGAAAUUGAAAAUCAUCAUAAUCAAAUAGAAAUAAGAAACGAAGCAAAUAUUGUUCAUCUUAACAGAUCGUCUAUAGCAGCUAUCGAACAACGUAAUAAGUUUAUGGAUUUUUUCAAUUCAGAAGAUGGUUCAGUUCCUUGGCAAGACAGAUAUUUAGUUUAA